AUGGGCACCCAGUACAUGAUGCAGGCCGGUCUGGCCUCCGGCAUGUCAGCCACCGAGGGUAUCAACUCGCCGCAUCCUAAGCCCGUUGACCCAAAUCUCAGCGACCCGCCUUACGUCCUCCCAGCUGACGUGAUCCCCAACUCGCGAAGUCGAAUUGCCCUCCACGGGUAUGGGGGCAAGGACGUCCCGAUUCCGUACCUGAGCAUUGGAACCUGGGCCUGGGGCGACAAGGCAACAUUCGACUACGAUGCUACGAUAGAUCUUCCUCGGAUCCACGUCGCAUGGGAGAAGCUGAAAUCAGUCGGGCUGACCUUUGUGGACACGGCGCAAUCCUACGGCAACGGCGAGAGCGAGCGGAUCUGCGGGACCCUCUUCAAGGGCAUGCCCCGAGAUUCAUUCGUCGUGCAGACCAAGUGGUUUUCGGGCGGCUUGUCCAAUACCUUGAUGCAGUCGCGCGGGCCAAAGGCCCGGCUCAAGGCAUCGCUCGGACGGCUGGGUCUGGGCUAUGUGGAUAUCUACCUGGUAGAUGGACCCACGCAUGGCAGCAUGAUCUCCACGGUCGCCCAAGGCCUCGCGGACUGCGUCGAAGCUGGCAUGACUCGUGCAGUCGGGGUUGCCAACUAUGACACGCAGGAGAUGAUCCAGAUGGCGGAUGAGCUGGCCGAGCUCAACGUGCCGCUCGCCGUCGCCCAGUGCGAGUACUCAGUCAUUCGGCGCUUGCCCGAGGUGAGCGGGAUGAUUCGCGAAUGCAAGAAGCGCAGCAUCUGCUUCCAGGGCUUUGCCUCGCUGGCGGAGGGCCGAUUGACGGGCAAAUACUCGUCUCUCAACGAGCCCCGGCGGACCUUGCGCUUCAGCAGUUACCCGAUGCAUAUGCUCGAGCCCACCAUCAAUGUGCUGAAGAGCAUUGCAGCGGAGCGUCGCGUGCCUGUUCCCGCGGUGGCGCUGAACUACUCGAUUAACAAGGGCGUUGUGCCUCUGGUCGGAGUACGCACCGUCGAACAGGCGGAGCAGAACAUGCAGGCGCUGGGCUGGCGGUUGACCGAAGACGAGAUCCACCGCAUUGAGAAAUUCAGCAUUCAGGGCAACACGUCUUCAUUGAUGCAGCAUGGGUGA
This is a messenger RNA of Penicillium canariense, 1113 nucleotides long. RefSeq lists its product as uncharacterized. NCBI's taxonomy places the organism in Eukaryota, Fungi, Ascomycota, Eurotiomycetes, Eurotiales, Aspergillaceae. The transcript has a single exon. Gene Ontology annotation, molecular function: oxidoreductase activity. The record is from RefSeq and is a predicted model, not a curated record. Bases 1 to 1113 code for a protein of 370 amino acids.